GGAAAAAUUCCUGGCUGUAAGAGCUGCUCCUUUUUUUGAGAUUCAAUACCUUUCAAACUUGGAGAGGAGGAAGGAGCUGAAAUUCUCAUCAAACUUUGUGGUAAAGAUUAUCCCUUUCUGGAAUGUGCUCAUUUUUGGAUCACUAAUUUCAUUCUGACAUCUCAAGAACAUCUCACCAUAGAAAAUAAAAGCAUCAAUUACUUUACAGUAACUGAAAAUGAAACUUUAUUGGACCUUAAAGAAAAGAAUCAGAUAAGCAUGAAAGAAACAGUGAAUGAAAUGGGGUCAUUCAUUGAACUAAGUGGACCUCACUUACUCAUUUUAGAAGUGGCACUUCAUGUUGAAAAAAUACUUUGUGAUUUACAGGAGGAAAUAGCACACAUGAUAGAAAUUGAACUUGUACAAUUCCAAGUACAGUGGGUCUACAUAAGUGACAAUCACAAAAUUAAAUAUGAAUCUAAUGAAAACUUCAUUUUAGAAAUGGCCUACUUGGACAAAAAAAAGUUUGAGAGUAUUGAAGUGAAUGGUACUGAGCAGACUGUAUAUUUUCAAGGACUUAUGGCAUUGAAUGAUCAAAGGGAAGAAUUUAAAGUUGAAAGAGUCAUUCAAGAGCAAGACGAUUAUUUGGAGAAACUACCAAGUAACUGGGAUCCUCCUAGUGGUUCAGUUUUUCAAAAAGUACCAAUGCAUAUAACCAGACCAGAAUUUCAAAAGCUAAUUAGUGAUCUUGCAAAUAUUGGCCUCAGCAUUUUGAAGAUUGAUAGAAUAGAGAAUCCUGUUUUGUGGAAUUGCCAUUUACUUAAGAAAGAGCAAGAUUCAGCUGCUUCAAGGAUUGAAAGCCAAGUUAAUACCCUGUACCAGCGGAUUCCAGCUCAAUUUUGCAACUUUGUCUGUAGAAUUGGAUUUCAUGAAAUAUAUGCACAAGAAAAUAAGAGAAAGUAUGGUGAUGGGAUUUACUUCAGCAGUGAUGUGAAACAGCUCAUGAAAGAAGCCACUGACGUUGAGAAAAUAAUUCACUUCUUUGAAGCUGAAGUUUUUAUUGAUCUAGAAUUCUUGCCCCAGGUACACCACAGAUAA
This is a messenger RNA of Chiloscyllium plagiosum (whitespotted bambooshark), 1077 nucleotides long. The record is from RefSeq and is a predicted model, not a curated record. NCBI's taxonomy places the organism in Eukaryota, Metazoa, Chordata, Chondrichthyes, Orectolobiformes, Hemiscylliidae.